AUGGAAGACCCACGAGACUACUUCAACGCUAGAGAGGAUGUGGAUGGUGUCCGCUUUGCCUGGAAUACCUUCCCAUCAUGCAAAGCGGAUGCUGCUAAAUUGGUGGUUCCAACUGGUUGUAUGUACACCCCGCUCAAACAAUACGAGUCCCUCCAGAAGUGCUCGUACGACCCAGUAUUGUGCCACCAGUGUAAAUCUGUGUUGAACAAGUUUUGUCAUGUGGACGUGCAAUCUGGCGUAUGGAACUGUUGCAUUUGUACACAUAGAAACAACCUUCCUGCUCACUAUCGUGGCCGUGAACAAGAGGUGCCAGAAUUGGGACUCACCACCGUAGAGUACAUUACAAACAGAACAGUCAAGCUGCCUCCAAUUUUCUUUUUCGUAGUGGACUUGUGUCAAGACGAGGACAACUUGAACGCUUUGAAAAAGGCUUUGGCUGACUCCUUGCCAUACAUGCCUGAGAACGUCCUCGUUGGUUUGAUCACAUUCGGCCAAUUGGUUCAAGUGCAUGACUUGACCACUCCAGGUGCUAGAAAGUCGUACGUUUUCCGUGCCGGAAAAGAUUACACAGAGAAGGAGGUUGUCGAUAUGCUCCAUACUCCUAUCGCUGCGCAACCAGGACAACCUCCCAUUCAAAAUUCAUUGCACAGAUUCUUGCUACCACUCUCCGCGGUCGAGGAGGAGCUCACCGAUAUCUUGUUGAAUCUCUCUCCUGACCCAUGGCCUGUAGCUCACGGAAACAGAUCUGUUAGAUGUACAGGCUCGGCCAUCAACAUUGCCACUGCUAUUUUGGGUCAGACCUUUGCUGGGUUCGGCGCCAGAGUCUUCUUGUUUGUCGGUGGAUCAUGUACUACUGAACCGGGUCUUAUCGUUAAGACUCCACUCAAGGAGCCUAUCAGAUCUCAUUCUGACAUCGACAAAGAUAACGCACAAGCUAAAUACUACAAAAAAGCUGUCAAGUUCUAUGACAGCAUUGCUCAGAGAGCUGCCAAAAACUGCCAUGCAAUCGAUUUGUUUGGUGGAUGUCUUGACCAGGUCGGAUUUUUCGAGAUGAAGUCCAUGCCUUCUAAAACCAACGGUGUCUUGCUUCUAACCGAUGCGUUCACUACCACAAUCUUCUACAAUUCUUUCUUGAGUUUAUUUGAGAAAGAUGAAGAAGAUAACUUGCUCAUGGGCUUCAAUGCCACGCUCGAUCUCAGAUGUUCAAGAGAACUUAAAGUUGGAGGCAUGAUUGGUCACGCUUCUUCUACCAAUGUUAAAACAAAUGUUUCUGAUAUCGAAACUGGUGUGGGUGGCUCUUCGCAAUUUCGCAUGUGCACUAUUGCUCCAAACAGCUCUUACGCAAUCUUUUUCGAUGUGUCAAACCCACAACCAGCUCCGCCCAAUACUCCUCUGUAUUUGCAAUUUAUUACGCACUACCAGCAUUCCUCUGGCUAUUACAGAACCCGUGUCACUACCGUUUGCAACUUCAUGACACCCGAUGAAAGUAUCUUAGCAGGUUCUUUUGAUCAGGAAGCCGCAACUGCAUUGAUGGCUCGUUUGGCACUCUUCAAGUCUGAUCAAGAUGACGGCGCUGAUGUCUUGAGAUGGAUCGACCGUAGAUUGAUCAGUUUGUGCCAAAGAUUCACAGAUUACCGUAAAGAUGAUGAAAACUCAUUUGUGUUGCACCCCAAUUUUGCGUUGUAUCCUCAAUUCAUCUACCAUUUGAGAAGAUCCCAAUUUUUGCAAGUGUUCAACAAUUCUCCGGACGAGACUGCUUUCUACAGACAUAUUUUAAUGACUGAGGACACAUACAAUUCGAUGACAAUGAUUUCACCAACAUUGUUGUCAUUCUCAAUGGAACUGCCUGAGCCAGAGUCGGUGUUGUUGGACUCUGUCUCCAUUAAAGAGGACCGCAUCUUACUUUUGGACACAUUCUUCCAUAUUUUGAUCUUCCAUGGUAAAACUGUUGCUCUGUGGCGUAAACAGGGUUAUCAAGACCAAGAGGAUUACGCUUACUUCAAGGAGUUCUUACAGGCGCCUAGAGUGGAAGCCAGUGCAUUGCUCACUGGAAGAUUUCCAUUGCCUAGAUUCAUUGACACAGAGCAAAAUGGAUCGCAAGCUAGAUUCUUGUUCUCUAAGUUGAACCCAAGUACAACAUAUAACUCCGAUAGCGCUGUGCUGGGCGCUGAGCUGGGCGCUGUUGUGAUGACUGAUGAUAUCUCGUUACAGGCUUUCAUGUCUCAUUUGAGAAAGAUUGUUGUGGCUGGAUCUACCUAG
Australozyma saopauloensis is the source of this 2259-nucleotide messenger RNA. It is a transcript of the gene SEC23, whose product is annotated as GTPase-activating protein. NCBI's taxonomy places the organism in Eukaryota, Fungi, Ascomycota, Pichiomycetes, Serinales, Metschnikowiaceae. Gene Ontology annotation, cellular component: endoplasmic reticulum exit site; COPII vesicle coat. The coding region runs from base 1 to 2259 and encodes 752 amino acids. Gene Ontology annotation, molecular function: zinc ion binding; GTPase activator activity. The record is from RefSeq and is a predicted model, not a curated record. Gene Ontology annotation, biological process: intracellular protein transport; COPII-coated vesicle budding; COPII-coated vesicle cargo loading. The transcript has a single exon.